Molecule: messenger RNA, 354 nt
Organism: Priceomyces carsonii
Lineage: Eukaryota; Fungi; Ascomycota; Pichiomycetes; Serinales; Debaryomycetaceae
Product: 60S ribosomal protein uL24
Exons: 2
Coding region: 1-354 (117 amino acids)
Biological process (GO): cytoplasmic translation; ribosomal large subunit biogenesis
Cellular component (GO): cytosolic large ribosomal subunit; ribosome
Molecular function (GO): RNA binding; structural constituent of ribosome
Source: RefSeq, a predicted model, not a curated record
AUGGCAAAGGCUCUUAUAAAGGCAUACUUCACCUCAUCUUCUGCUGAGAGAAGAGCAUUGUUAUCAGCCCCAUUGUCUAAAGAAUUGAAGCAGAAAUACAACAUUAAAUCAUUGCCAAUCAGAAAGGAUGACGAAGUUUUGGUCAUCAGAGGCUCCAAGAAAGGUUCUGAAGGAAAGAUCAGUUCUGUUUACAGAUUGAAAUUUGCUAUCCAACUCGAAAAGUUGCAAAAGGAAAAAUCUAAUGGUGCAUCUGUUCCAAUCAACAUUCACCCUUCCAAGGUUGUUCUCACCAAGUUGCACUUGGACAAAGACAGAAAGACCUUAAUUGAAAGAAAGGGCGGUAAGCUUGAGUAA